AUGCAGGUCCGGAUCGCUUUCUUCAUCGUCAACUGCCUUGUCUUCUUUUACGCUGGUCGACCAGCGGCAGCGGUGCCGAGACGCGAGCGUACCCAGAGCAACAACCACGCCAAUAUCAGCGAACUCCUGGAUAAUCUUCUCCGGGGUUACGAUAACAGCGUGAGGCCCGAUUUCGGAGGGCCACCCGCAACCGUCGAGGUCGACAUCAUGGUGCGCAGCAUGGGGCCCAUAUCCGAGGUCGACAUGACCUACUCGAUGGAUUGUUACUUUCGUCAGUCGUGGGUCGACAGGCGACUCGCCUUCCAAGGAGGCAAGGAGACCCUGGCCUUGUCGAUCUCGAUGUUAGCUCGCAUCUGGAAACCCGAUACCUACUUCUACAACGGCAAACAGAGUUACCUACACACCAUCACUAGCCCUAACAAAUUCGUCAGGCUCUAUCAGGAUGGCCGAGUUCUUUACAGCUCGAGGCUCACCAUCAAAGCUGCCUGCCCCAUGAAUCUCGAGGACUUCCCUAUGGAUACUCAGCAGUGCCCACUUAAAUUUGGAAGCUACGGAUACACGACUCGCGACGUAAUAUACAAGUGGAAUAGUGCAAGGCAAGUAGCAAUUGCCCACGACAUGAAACUCUCGCAGUUCGAUCUCGUUGGUAAUCCUACCGCCAAUUCCACUGAUUCUACGUUAUCACAAAAUUCGGUUGUUGCAGAGUACUCAAUGUUACUAGUGUCGUUUCAUUUGAAGAGGCACAUGGGAAACUUCCUUAUUCAGGUAUACGGACCCUGUGUACUACUUGUCGUCUUGUCUUGGGUCUCUUUUUGGCUGAAUAGAGAGGCUACAGCUGACCGCGUCUCACUUGGCAUAACAACUGUUCUGACGAUGACGUUCCUCGGCCUCGAGGCUCGUACGGAUCUGCCAAAGGUGCCCUACCCCACGGCUCUCGAUUUCUUCGUGUUCCUGUCAUUUAGCUUCAUAUUCGCCACGAUAAUCCAGUUCGCAGUGGUGCACUACUUCACGAAGUACGGCUCAGGUGAGUGUUACUUCAGCUCGGAGACGGAAAAUGACCCCCAAUCGAGCGACUCGGACUCUGAACACCACCAUCAGCAGCAGCAGCAGCAGCAGCAGCAGCAGCAGCAGCAGCAACAACAACAGCAGCAACAGCAACAGCGACAGCGACGAUCUGCGAGACAUCAUCGCCGAAUGCCCAGGUAUAAUUCCGUUUCGAAGAUCGACCGGGCAAGCAGACUCGUCUUUCCCCUCUUUUUUCUCGCUAUCAACCUCUUCUACUGGUUCGCCUAUCUUUCGCACAGCAAGAGGAUCAACUACUUCAGUUGAAGUGUUUCACACUUCUUAAAUUAAGCUCUGAUACAUCUGCCUAUUGGCGUACGAGACAUUACAUACUGGAUUAUGAAAAUGUAAAAGUGCGUGUAUAAUAUACAAUAUAAUUG
Ceratosolen solmsi marchali is the source of this 1442-nucleotide messenger RNA. It is a transcript of the gene Grd, whose product is annotated as GABA-gated ion channel. Bases 1 to 1329 code for a protein of 442 amino acids. Gene Ontology annotation, cellular component: membrane. The record is from RefSeq and is a predicted model, not a curated record. The transcript is spliced from 7 exons. Gene Ontology annotation, molecular function: GABA-A receptor activity; extracellular ligand-gated monoatomic ion channel activity. Gene Ontology annotation, biological process: monoatomic ion transmembrane transport. NCBI's taxonomy places the organism in Eukaryota, Metazoa, Arthropoda, Insecta, Hymenoptera, Agaonidae.